UUAUUCUCCUGAGUCCUAUUAUCAGCUUAAGGACCAAAGACAUCUGCUCCCCGCUGCCCUCCCAGAGAGCUGAAGGAGUCUUCAAGCUCGCAGCAAGAGCUCAGCUGAGGGCGUCUCCUCUCCGAUGGAUCCCUGAACGGCCCCAGCGCUGAGAGGGGCAGCCCCUCGCCCCCCCGAGGGCAAAAUGGCUCAGGACAUGACAGAGAAGGAGCUGCUGAAGAUGGAGCUGGAUCAACUGAAGAAAGAAGUGAAGAAUGAGAGGCAAAUGGUCUCCAAGACUGGCAAAGAGAUCAAGGAGUACAUCGAGUCCAUGGCGGGCGAGGACCCGCUGCUGAAAGGAGUCCCUGAGGACAAGAACCCCUUUAAGGAGAAGGGUGGCUGUACGAUAAACUGACCCCGCCACUGCUGUCACUGCUGGGCACAGGGAUGCUCCUGUGUGCAAGUCAGAACUGUCAGAAACCUGCUUUCCCUGUAGUCUGACCUCGGCAAUGGGGAGUCCAGAACCAAAGCGUAGCACACAAAUGAUGGCAAAAGUAAAAAAAAAAAAAAAAAAAAAAAUAUAUAUAUAUAUAGAAACAAAAGAGAAAAAAAAUUACCCCACUGCCACCGGAGAUGAGGUUCAGCCAGCUCGGCGUGCACUUUUGUGCUCUCACAGCUGAUCUACAUUAGGCUCCCUGCAAGCAAAACUUCUGCAUUUUUAUCAGUCAGCAGUAAACUGGCCUUUAAUGAAAUCUGUGUCUGGUCUCGGACUUCUCCAAGCAGCCCAACCCUGGAGCCGAGCCCCCGCUUGCUGCAGAAGAGCCUCCCAGCAGCACCUCGCUCAAGUCGGUUCCUCUCGGUGCCUGAGUUUUCCCAACUGGCACAGGACAGCAGGACAGCAACACCCACCCUGCUGCUCUGGGGCUUCCAGGGGUCUGACGCUUUAUUCUCUUUAUUCCUAUGCAUCCCUCCGGCUCGGGGCCGCCGCUGCCCACCGCUUGCACCCCCCACGCGGCUCGCAUCGAGAGCAGGGAUGGGUGGGCUUCACCCGACGCAGAGGAAAGCACGGGAAGGAGCGAGGCCCCAGGCAGCUUGCUCAAACCCUCACCCCGCCUCUCCGUCUCGCUUCCUCCCCUGGAAACCCCCUGGCAGCCGUGGGAAAGCAAGCCCAGGGCUGUCAGGUCCUGCCCGCGACCGUGGUGGCUCCCAGAACUCCUUCUGCUUCACCGUCAGCUCCUCUCUGCUGCUGCAACCAGGCCCCGAAUGGGCAGAGGGGCUGCAAAGUCUCAUCCCGCCGGUGACGGGGCUGACUUGGAGCAGGCAGUUUGGGGGACAGCAGCUCCCCGGAGCAAGACAAGACUCUCCAAGCCCUAAAUUUAGCAAUGCCGGGCUGUAAUCCUCCUGCUCCCACGGGCAGCUGUUUUCUAGGACAAAUUUUAUCUCCCACUUGAUAGAAAAAAAAGCGCGUUGGCUGGGGGGGCACAGCCAGCUUCCGAGUUCAGUAGGGUGAUACUUCAGGGGAAGAUUUGUGGGGGUUUUGGGGGGUGUUUGGAUUUUUUUGGUCUUUUUAAAUCCAUGACAGCAACGUAUUAUCUUCGGGAAAGCUCUCUCAAACGUCCCCAGAUAACCGACCCCAAACAGAAGCGGCAGCUCUGAGUCCCUCGGGUCCCUGCCGCAGGUUUGUCCCCAUCCCUCUCCAGCUUCGCGCUACCCCACCUCUGCCAGGGGAAACACUCCCCUGGGGGGCUCUGCCAGCCUCUGCUCGGGGGUUGCACACACCCCACGGCAGAUUCAGAUGCAGCAAAGACAACAACCACCAACUCCAGGCGGGAACAAACCUCUCCCACGCGGUGUUCGGGAGGAGGCAAUAGCGCAGCAAAGCACCCCUUCGGAAGGGCGCGGGGUGGCUGCGGGGGCUCUGGGAGCACACGGAGAAGGGUCUGAGCCCAAUUUAAAGGCGGGAAAUGGCUUUCCAGCCCAGUUGGAGCAGCUUUUUCCCGCCUGCUGGGCCAGCGCUCGGUCUCAGUAAGGGGCUUGGGGGGGGGGUCCCUGGGCGCUUCGGCCCCAGAGACACCCCAAGAUGGAGGGUCCCUGGCAGAAGGCAGCCACGAAGAAGAGGCUUUUCCUCACCACUCCCCGUUACACCUGAGCCACAAAAGACAACAAUAAAGGUUGUUUCGGUCUUUCCUGCAGACGCUCAAUAAACCCGCCAGCUCCAC
Molecule: messenger RNA, 2198 nt
Organism: Tyto alba (common barn owl)
Lineage: Eukaryota; Metazoa; Chordata; Aves; Strigiformes; Tytonidae
Gene: GNGT2
Product: G protein subunit gamma transducin 2
Exons: 3
Coding region: 185-394 (69 amino acids)
Biological process (GO): G protein-coupled receptor signaling pathway
Cellular component (GO): heterotrimeric G-protein complex
Molecular function (GO): G-protein beta-subunit binding
Source: RefSeq, a predicted model, not a curated record